This is a messenger RNA of Orbilia oligospora ATCC 24927, 2442 nucleotides long. RefSeq lists its product as uncharacterized. The record is from RefSeq and is a predicted model, not a curated record. The transcript is spliced from 5 exons. Gene Ontology annotation, molecular function: beta-glucosidase activity. NCBI's taxonomy places the organism in Eukaryota, Fungi, Ascomycota, Orbiliomycetes, Orbiliales, Orbiliaceae. The coding region runs from base 1 to 2442 and encodes 813 amino acids.
AUGGACGAGUCCUUCAUCACCGCUCCCGCUUGCGCUGCUGGCCCCACUCGCAAACUUCGUAGCCAUCCACGUUUAGAUUCCUUCUGCGAUGAACAUGGUCGACAUAUCCUGCUACGUGGUCUGAAUGUCGAAGCCACGGCGAAAUUUCCAAAGAACGCCCCGGUAGUCGGAACCGCCGAGUUCUACGAUAGCGAUAAGGUCAGCUAUGUCGGCCGGCCGUUUCGCACCAUUGAGAGAGCAGACGAAUGGUUUAGGCGGAUGGCGAAAUGGGGAGUCAAUGUUGUUAGGUUCCUCGUAGUUUGGGAAGCAUUGGAGCCCAAGAAGCUGGGUGAAUACGACGAGGAAUACAUAGACUACAUUGUCGCCGUUCUAGAAAAGGCUCGUGAACAUGGCGUCACAGUCUUCAUUGAUGGUCACCAAGAUACGUGGUCUCGUUUCUCGGGCGGUUCUGGCGCUCCCCAAUGGACUUUCAAGCUUGCUGGUCUGGAUCCUAAGAAAUUUAGAGCAACCGGCGCCGCAGCCCUUUAUACCCCAGAAUCCGAAGCCGCACCGAAGGAAGAGAAGCCGUUCAAAUCGCCUUCCGACCGAUUAUGGCCCACGAACUAUGGCAAGUUUGCUGUGCUUACCAUGUUCACGCUCUUCUUUGGGGGUGAGAAAUGGGCACCGAAUUGUCUUACACCUGAAGGAGAAAACGUGGGAACCGUUUUACGAAGAGCAUACUGCAAUGCGUAUGCUCGUUUGGCUUUCCGGUUGAAGCACUUGGAUAACAUCAUUGGAUUUGACCCUAUCAAUGAGCCAGUCCCGGGAUAUAUCGGUCUCUUCGCCCUCACAGAGUUCAACGAGAAUGUCUAUUUGCAUUUGGGAUAUAUGCCAAAUGCAAUACAAGGGAUGGCCCUAGCAGGGGGCGCGAGGGUCGAAGAUGUUUAUAUAUACCGUCGGUCGUGGCCUGGUCCGUCGGUUCGGCCGAUGUAUCCUGAGGUUGCCCUGAAUAGCAAGCAUCAUAAGGCUUGGGUGGGGCCAGACAUUUGGAAAGAUCUUGGAGUCUAUAAGUUGGAUUCCAAAGGAAAUCCUGUACUGGGUGAGAAAGGGUAUACUUACUUCAGGAACGAGCAUGAUACGGGAGAACCUGUUAAUUUCGAAAGAGAUUAUUAUGUCCCGUUCGUUCGGCAAUACCAGGCUGCAAUCAAGAAAGCCUUGGAAGGCGGCAAGGCCUCCGACUGGAUGUUCGUAGAACCGAUUCCAAAUCUUGAUCCACCAACCUUCAAACCACAUAUCCAUCUUCCACCAGGUGGGGAUGCUGGAUUUUCGUCGGCAACAGGGCUAUCCGAUGAGAUCGCGACGCAUGACAACCUAGUGUAUGCACCUCAUUGGUACGAUAUCCGAGUGCUGUAUGAGAAGGCUCUCUGGUACACUGUAAACUUCAAUGUUACGGAGCUCGCAAAGGGCUCUCGUGAGAUGGGAUCACUUACAUUCUAUGGAAAAUCAGGCCUCAAGGAUAACUAUACCGCUCAGUUCGCUACCCGUGUCGAACAGCUCGCUGUCUUUAGACCUCCUCAUCCAGAAACUCAAGAUGUCGAUACGGCUGUGAAUAAGAUCAAGAACACCCCAACUCCGUUGAUGAUUGGAGAAACCGGCAUUCCUUUUGAUAUGAACAACCAAUCCGCCUAUGAAGACGGAAAUAUGCACACCCAAUUGGUGAUGAUGAAUGCCAUUUGCGGUGCUAUGGAGAGGCUGAUGAUGAACUGGACCCUCUGGACCCUAUCUCUCGAAACCGACUGCCUUCGUAACGCAGAUGGCACCCUCGGUGCACCAUUCGCCUGCGGUGAUGGUUGGAACAGUGAAGACUUUUCUGUUGUCACCCGAGACCCAGCUAUGACUGAAGUACCUUUCGACCCUUCAAAGCAAAGUCCUCUACCACCAGUCAAUGACAAUGGACAUAUACUUACCCGUGGACGAAUGUUCGGAGAGUUGUACAAAGGUUGUCGAGCUACUGGAUCGUGGGUACGGCCGUAUGCUCCAAAGACGGCUGGAGACCCAAAGAAUGCGGAGUUUGAUGCACAUGAAGCUAUUUAUAAGAUGACAUAUUCUGCUUCCAACGGCGAUACGGAGAUUUCAAGGACUACUGAGAUAUUCGUCCCGGUUUACCAUUAUAUGCGACGAGAAGUUACUCUGACGUGGUCCGUAGUAGGAGCGGAUAAAGUCAUAUUGGAAGAAAAUACUCAUAAAAUCAGUGCAGCCGAUGAUGCGCCAUUUACUUACAAAAAAGAUCAGGGAUACAUGGAGUUGGAUUAUGAUAUCAAGCAACAGAUGCUGAAGAUCAAGCAUGAGAAGAAGGCAGCUGAGUGUUUGAUCACUGUCGAAUUGAAAGCGGAGCUAGAGCCGAACACGGGCCCUUGGUGGGCAUGGAGAUGGCUAAGGAUGUUCUUUGGAAGUUUUCUAUAA